Messenger RNA from Carassius carassius (crucian carp), 2914 nucleotides. RefSeq names its product fibroblast growth factor receptor 1b (gene fgfr1b). Bases 541 to 2733 code for a protein of 730 amino acids. Gene Ontology annotation, molecular function: fibroblast growth factor receptor activity; ATP binding; fibroblast growth factor binding. The record is from RefSeq and is a predicted model, not a curated record. NCBI's taxonomy places the organism in Eukaryota, Metazoa, Chordata, Actinopteri, Cypriniformes, Cyprinidae. Gene Ontology annotation, biological process: protein phosphorylation; positive regulation of kinase activity; fibroblast growth factor receptor signaling pathway. Gene Ontology annotation, cellular component: membrane; signaling receptor complex. The transcript has 17 exons.
AACCUCCUUCAUAUUCAUUUCGAGAGGAAGAAUCGCUGCUGUGAGCGCCAGAGAAAGUGGACGACAAACACGCGCAUUCGCAGCAGCUUCGGCGUGACUCGUAAAUCUCAGUUCGCCGCGAGACACCCGCGCGAGUUUCUUCCUAAAAACGUGCCAAACAGCAAAUACGUGGAAGUUUUCUAACGGUCCCUCUACGCACCUGGACAAAAAAACUUUUGUGUGGUUCGGCUGGUUUAAACGUGACUCCUUUUCUUCUCGCUACUUUUGCAAAAACGCGCCCUGCAUGAGAGAAAUCUGGCUGAGAGGCUUGUUUUGAGCAACUUCAGCAUGGGACAUUUUCUGCGGAGAACGCUUGUUUUGGAGUAAUGUUUUACAAACCUAAAUUACUCCCACAAGAAGUGCACUUCAACACAACCCAGUGCUCACAAUAACAUCCAGAGGUAGCUCUAUGCUUGCAGUGGUGAUGGGCCAGUGCUGCCCACAGCUGAGUGAAUGAGCUGACUCGGCCCACCCUCCUCGCCCAGCUGCCCAUCUCUCAGGAUGAUGAAGUCAUGGGAUUUGCUUCUCCUGUGGGUUAUUCUAGCUCAGCUCCCCUUGGCCCACUCACGUCCCGCAGUAACCGAACAAGGUCACGCAACAGCGUCUUCCGAGGAUGAGGAUGACGAUGAGUCAUCGUCAGAAGAGAACAAGCCGUCAAGUAGCCAGGAGCUCUUACCAAUGGCACCUCAUUGGGCCCAACCUGAAAAGAUGGAAAAAAAGCUUCAUGCCGUACCAGCCAGCAAAACGGUGAAAUUCCGAUGUCAGGCCGAAGGAAAUCCGAUGCCGAAACUACGCUGGCUUAAGAAUGGAAAAGAGUUCAAAAGAGACCAGCGCAUCGGGGGCUACAAGCUGCGGGAACACAUGUGGACAAUAAUCAUGGAGUCAGUGGUGCCCUCAGACAAGGGCAACUACACGUGCCUGGUGGAAAACGAAUAUGGAAGUAUUAAUCACACCUAUCAGCUGGACGUAGUGGAGCGAUCGCCUCACAGGCCUAUCCUGUACGCUGGUCUCCCUGCGAAUCGAACAGCUGUGGUCGGCAGUGAUGUAGAGUUUGUUUGCAAGGUCUUCAGCGAUCCCCAGCCUCACAUUCAGUGGCUCAAACACAUACAUGUGAACGGAAGCAAACUGGGACCUGAUGGACUCCCCUACGUACGCGUCCUAAAGACGGCAGGCCUCAACACCACCGACAAGGAGAUGGAGGUGCUCCAGUUGAGGAAUGUGUCCUUUGAGGAUGCUGGGGAGUAUACUUGCUUGGCGGGCAAUUCAAUUGGAAUCUCCCAUCAUUCAGCAUGGUUGACCGUUGUCAAAGCCCCAACCAUACCCUCUGCAGUCCCCAGUCAGUUCUACCUGGAGGUUCUGAUCUACUGCGUUGGAUUCUUCCUCAUCUUCCUCAUGGUAGGAAUCGCCACCAUCGUCAAAGUCCACAGCUCCUCCAAGAAGAGCGACUUCAGUAGCCAGCUGGCCGUCCAUAAGCUGGCCAAAAGCAUUCCUCUCCGCAGACAGGUGUCUGUGGAAUCCAGUUCCUCUCUGAACUCUGGUGUGAUGUUGGUCCGACCUUCACGGCUCUCCUCCAGCGGGACACCCAUGCUGUCAGGGGUGUCUGAGUACGAGCUGCCCCAGGACCCAUGCUGGGAGGUGCCCCGAGAGAGGCUGGUACUUGGGAAACCUCUGGGUGAGGGCUGCUUUGGUCAGGUGGUGAUGGGCGAAGCCAUCGGACUGGACAAAGACAAGCCCAACCGCAUAACUAAAGUUGCUGUGAAAAUGCUGAAAUCUGAUGCCACUGAGAAGGAUCUGUCUGACCUCAUCUCAGAGAUGGAGAUGAUGAAGAUGAUCGGAAAACACAAGAACAUCAUCAACCUGCUCGGAGCUUGUACCCAGGAUGGCCCUCUGUAUGUCAUUGUGGAAUACGCCUCUAAAGGAAACCUGCGGGAAUAUCUGCGUGCCCGCCGGCCACAUGGCAUGGAGUACUGUUACAAUCCUGACCAGGUGCCUGUGGAGAGCAUGUCCAUUAAAGACUUGGUCUCCUGUGCCUACCAGGUGGCUCGUGGCAUGGAGUACCUGGCAUCCAAAAAGUGUAUCCACAGAGACUUGGCAGCACGCAAUGUACUUGUUACAGAGGACAAUGUGAUGAAGAUAGCAGACUUCGGUUUGGCCCGGGAUGUUCAUCACAUAGAUUACUACAAGAAGACUACAAAUGGCCGGCUGCCUGUCAAAUGGAUGGCACCUGAGGCUUUAUUUGACAGGAUUUACACUCAUCAAAGUGACGUGUGGUCUUUUGGUGUUCUACUGUGGGAGAUCUUCACUCUGGGGGGCUCGCCUUAUCCAGGAGUGCCUGUGGAAGAGCUCUUCAAGCUACUGCGAGAAGGUCAUCGCAUGGACAGACCCUCAGCCUGCACUCAGGAGAUAUACCUGAUGAUGAAAGACUGCUGGCAUGCAGUUCCCACACAGAGGCCAACUUUUAAAAAGCUGGUAGAAGACCUUGAUCGCACUCUGUCCAUGAUAUCCAAUCAGGAGUAUCUGGACCUCUCCGUUCCCCUGGAGCCCAUGUACUCUCAGGUCAUCCUGAAUGAACGGAGUUCCACCUGCUCCUCCGAGCCGGACUCAGUCUUUCUAAGAGAGUCUAGACCCGAAGAACCCUACAUCCCUCCGACAGUCUCCCCACAACAAACUGUACGAUCCUUCAAAAAACGCUGACAGUAGAGAACACCUGCACCUCUAUGUUCACAGAGGAUCUCUCUGCAUCUUUCUGCUUCCUCUGACUCGUAAACUCUGCAGGCUCGGAGACUGAGGUCAGCCUGGGCUUUUCUAGCACAGAAACGCAAGCGGGAGGAAAUGUUUCAUACCAGCAGACUCAAAAACAAGACUGAUCACAACA